Phaeodactylum tricornutum CCAP 1055/1 is the source of this 1870-nucleotide messenger RNA. RefSeq lists its product with no specific name. NCBI's taxonomy places the organism in Eukaryota, Bacillariophyta, Bacillariophyceae, Surirellales, Neidiaceae. Gene Ontology annotation, cellular component: plasma membrane. Gene Ontology annotation, biological process: monoatomic anion transport; monoatomic ion homeostasis; transmembrane transport. The coding region runs from base 1 to 1782 and encodes 593 amino acids. Gene Ontology annotation, molecular function: solute:inorganic anion antiporter activity. The transcript has a single exon. The record is from RefSeq and is a predicted model, not a curated record.
AUGACGAAUCUAGUAUCCAGAGCCUAUAUAGUUGCGUUACUCUGCAUGAGUUCCUGCUGGCAUUCCGCGGCCUUUCAUACUACGUCCUUCGGCAAAACAUCUUUGGGUCUUAAAAUUUCCUCAUCAAGAAGCCCUACGUUCUCGUCCUUGAAAAAGGCGAAAGUCAUAGCGUCCGUUACGACGAAGCCGCUCACUAAACUGAGUGAUUCCAUGUCGGUUGUGUCUCCACCUGUUGACGAACGCGAAAACAACAAAGACGACGAAACACUCUUCGAAGGUCCAUUCAAAGGAAUCAUUCGUGACUACAAGGCUCGUUUGCCCUUGUUUGCUUCGGAUAUUAAGGACGGUCUGAACGUGCAAUGUCUGGCGGCCACCAUGUUCUUGUUCUUCGCUUGUCUAGCUCCCGCAGUGGGCUUUGGUGGUCUUUUCGACGUUGCAACGGGUGGUGCAAUUGGCACUGUUGAGAUGGUGUCUUCGACAGCUUUGUGCGGCUUGAUCUAUGCAAUCACUUCGGCCCAGCCGUUGACAAUCAUCGGAUCAACUGGACCUGUUUUAGCCUUCGUAGCCUGUCUCGCACAAUUGGCGAAGAUGCUGAACUUGCCGUUUCUGCAACUCUAUUCCUGGACAGGGUUGUGGACGUCAGCAAUUUUGUUUGUUUCUUCAAUCACUUCUGCCUCCAAUCUGGUCAAGUACCUCACACGUUUUACGGAUGAAAUCUUUUCGUUGCUGAUUAGUUGCAUAUUCGUCUUUGAGGCUGUGUCUGACGUCGGGCGUACCUUCUCAUCUCCGGCUUCAACCUUUACCAAAGCUCUGUUAACGUUGACAUGCGCAGCCUCUACCUUUACCAUUGCGACUCUGCUCAAGGGGCUCCGGAAAACAUCCCUGUUCCCAUCCCGAGUGCGCAACACCAUAUCCAAUUUUGCUCCGACGAUCGGUGUGGUAACGGCAUCUCUCAUUGCGCGCUGGGCGCGCGUCGUGCACGGCACUAAAUUGGCUGGUCUCCCGAGUUUGUCCAUCCCCGCAGUCUUUGGCACCACCAGUGGCCGCCCCUGGCUGGUUCCUAUUCUUGACUUUCCGGUCUGGGCUCGCUGGGCCGCCUUUUUACCGGCCCUCAUGGCCACUGUCUUAUUGUUCCUGGACCAAAACAUCACGGUGCGUCUGGUCAACAACCCUCGAUGGAAAAUGGAAAAAGGGCGUCGCAAAAACAAUGUUCUGGAUGGCAUGCACGCUGACAUGUUUAUCGUGUCGAUUUUGACCGCUGCUCAAUCAUUAGUCGGAAUUCCGUGGCUGGUGGCUGCGACGGUGCGUUCGUUAUCUCACGUUGGUGCUUUGUCAAAGUAUGACAAAGAAGGGAAAGUUGUCGGGACGAUAGAGCAACGUAUGACAGGUAUCUCGAUCCAUAGCUUGAUUGGCUGCGCAGUGCUUUUCAGCAAGCCCCGUAAGCUUCUGACGCAGGUACCAUUGCCAGUUUUGAUGGGUCUAUUCAUGUACUUGGGAACCAGUUCGUUGCCUGGAAACGAAAUGUGGGAACGGGUGACAGGAUUAUUCAAGGACAAGACGGUAGCUCCCAAGCAGCGUUGGUCUGAUAAAGUACCCGAUAAAGUGACGUCAACGUUUACACUCAUUCAAGUAGCUUGUCUGGGAGCUAUGUUUUGGGUCAAGGAAAGCCCAUUUGGUGUUCUGUUUCCUGUCGUCAUUGCCAUGCUCGCCCCACUCCGAUUUGCGCUGGAAAAGCAAGGAAUCAUUAAGAAGGAAUAUAUGGAUGUACUUGAUGAAGAGUAAAUCAAUGCGUCGGGCUAGGCUCUAGCUGUCAACGAGCGAUACAAAGUUCGUGCACAGUCAAUACACUACAUAAAAGUCUUUAAGGAUC